AUGGGCGUGGAGGAGGAAUGUACAUUACAUCCCAUGACCGACGCAAUCAUAAACCUCACUGCUGGGGCAGCAGGGGGUGUUGCGUGUGUGCUGAGCGGUCAGCCCUUCGACACGGUCAAGGUGAAGAUGCAGACAUUCCCCAGCCUGUACUGUGGCUUCUUGGACUGUUCCCUGAAGACAUACCGCCACGACGGGCUUCGGGGGCUCUACCAGGGGAGUGUGCCUGCUCUUCUGGCCAACGUGGCAGAGAACACUGUGCUCUUCGCCUGCUACGGGACCUGCCAGCAGCUCACCAGGAGAGUCUUUGGGCUGGAAAAAGGGUCUCACCUCAGUGACCUGCAGAAUGCCCUGUCCGGGUCCCUGGCGUCUGUCUUCUCUUCGCUGGUUUUGUGUCCCACAGAGCUGGUGACGUGUCGCAUGCUGGCCGUGCAUGAGAUGAGGAUGGUGGGAAAGACCUCCCUUGCGUUACACAUUUCCACCUGGUCAGUGGUGAGGGACAUAUUGAAGACAGAUGGUCCUCAAGGCCUCUUCCAGGGAAUGACCAGCACCUGGCUCAGAGAGGUGCCUGCAUACUUCCUCUUCGUUGGGGGCUACGAGAUCAGCAGAACCCUCUUUACAAAGCCUGGCCAGUCCAAGGAUGCUGUCCCGCUGUUAAUCAGUGGAGGAGUUGGUGGGGCCGCCUUUUGGUUGGCAGUGUACCCCAUUGAUUCAGUCAAAUCCAGAAUCCAGGUUCUAUCUAUGUCAGGCAAGCAGGCUGGGUUUAUCAGACCACUGCUCUGUAUCAUGAGGACAGAAGGCGUUCCUGCUCUGUAUUGUGGUCUAACCCCUACCGUCCUGCAGGCCUUCCCCUCCAACGGAGCUCUAUUCCUGGCUUACGAGUGGACCAGAAGAACCCUCCUCAACCACACAUCUACAGCCUGAGUUUGCAGGGCUGGAGCUAGAGGUUUGUGAAUUCAAAUACCCCAAAAUUCAUCAACAUCUACAGUAUAAACCAGAAGACUGAAAGUUUUAAA
Salvelinus fontinalis (brook trout) is the source of this 1013-nucleotide messenger RNA. Its product is annotated as mitochondrial ornithine transporter 1-like. Gene Ontology annotation, biological process: mitochondrial L-ornithine transmembrane transport. NCBI's taxonomy places the organism in Eukaryota, Metazoa, Chordata, Actinopteri, Salmoniformes, Salmonidae. Bases 1 to 921 code for a protein of 306 amino acids. The transcript is spliced from 6 exons. The record is from RefSeq and is a predicted model, not a curated record. Gene Ontology annotation, molecular function: L-ornithine transmembrane transporter activity.